This is a messenger RNA of Arachis ipaensis, 3868 nucleotides long. RefSeq lists its product as uncharacterized. NCBI's taxonomy places the organism in Eukaryota, Viridiplantae, Streptophyta, Magnoliopsida, Fabales, Fabaceae. Gene Ontology annotation, cellular component: cytoplasm. The record is from RefSeq and is a predicted model, not a curated record. Gene Ontology annotation, molecular function: protein binding.
ACCGAUUUUAUUACAACAAAAAUAGAAAAAAAAAAAAGAGUCACCAUCUCAAUUCUCAAACGCUUCUCUUCAUCCGUACCCAUGGCCGUUUCUGUUUCGCCCAUCCCUCCCAAACCACCUUUCUCUGGCUUUCUACUCUGAAUUCGUUCGCUUCCUCGAUAUUCUCUCCUUCAUUUUCUUUCUUCAUCCUCUGGUUAUUCUCAAGUAGAAGCUGUUCUUCUUCUGCUGCUGCUGCUGCUGCAGCAGUUGUAGGUACAUAAAUCAUACAUGAUACGCCUUUCUCUCGUGUCUGUGUUGAGUUGACGCGGCGGUUCUUUUCAUGAAGACGGCAGCUUGCUUUUGUCGGUAGAAACCCUAAUUAGAGCGCGAAAGGGGGGAAUCAGAUGGCGAUUGUGACGGGAGAUCGGUACCUGGAGAAGUUGGUGAAGUUCGUGGAGGAGCACGCGGGGCCGCUGAUCGAGGGGACGGUGGUACUGAAGCUGAACCCGGCGGGGUUGCACUACGUGCAGUCGAGGCUGGAGGCACUGCAUGAGCUGGAGAGCAUGCUGGCGGGGGCACCGGUGGACUACCUUAGGGCAUACGUCUCGGACCUGGGGGAUCACCGCGCCCUCGAGCAGCUGCGACGGAUCCUCCGCCUGCUGACCUCCCUCAAGGUGGUCUCUGUGCUCCCUCCCCCCAUCAGGGACCCCACUCCCUUGUCCUUCCUCCCCUUUGGCCGCUUGAAGGUUCUUGAGCUCAGGGGCUGCGACCUCUCCACCUCCGCCGCCAGAGCCUUGCUCGACCUCCGCCACACUCUCGAGAAGAUCAUUUGUCACAAUUCCACCGAUGCUCUCCGCCAUGUCUUUGCUAGCAGGAUCACUGAAAUCAAGGACUCUCCCCAGUGGAACCGCCUCUCCUUUGUCUCCUGCGCUUGCAAUGCCUUGGUUCUCAUGGACGAGUCUCUGCAGCUUCUUCCUGCUGUUGAAACGCUUGACCUUAGCAGGAACAAGUUUGCCAAGGUAGACAAUCUUCAUAAGUGUGCCAAAUUGAAACAUUUGGACCUUGGCUUCAAUCAUCUCAGAUCAUUUGCUCCCUUCACCCAGGUAUCCUGUCAUAUUGUUAAACUAGUUUUGAGGAACAAUGCUCUCACUACUUUGUCUGGGAUUGAGAAGUUGAGGUCACUUGAAGCACUUGAUGUUUCCUACAAUAUUAUUUCGAAGUUUUCAGAGCUUGAGUUCCUUGCUGGCCUUCCAAAUCUCCAAAGCUUGUGGUUGGAAGGAAAUCCUUUAUGCUGUGCUCGAUGGUAUAGAGCACAAGUUUUUAGCAUCUUCGUCUGCGCAGAAAAGUUAAAAUUAGAUGACAAGGAAAUGAGCACUGAAGAUUUUUGGAAGAGACAAAUAAUUAUUGCCAGUAUGCAUAAGCAACCUGCCAGCUUUGGGAUUUAUGUGCCUGCAAAGGAUGAGUCUACAGUGGAAGCGGGCAAUAAUAGAAGGAGGAAGGUCAUUCGUCUAGCCAGUAUUAAGAAUGAAGAAGUGAUGACUAGCUCAUGUUCGGAUGAGGAAUCUGCAUCAUGUGUGAAUGAAAUUCUAAAUAGAGAGGAGCCUGAUUUAUCUAAUGAUGAAGCUGAAGUGGUGGAUUUGAUAAACAAAGUUGAGCAUAUGAAGAAAGAGCGUUCUAUUCUUUGGUUGCGAGAAUUCAAAGAAUGGAUGGAUAUUGCUUGUGAUAAAUCGGUGGGAACUAGCAAAGAAGCCAGAACUGCUUUGCAUCAUCAGAAAAAACAUUACUUCAGAGACAAGACGAAUCAGGAGAAAUCUGGGGAAGUCUCGAGAUAUGCAUCAGACUCUGCCCUAGCAUCAGGAGAUGAAAGUAGCAUGAAUAUUUUGGAAUCAGAUAAUUCUUUUGUAGAUAUGUGUAGGCAGCAAUACUUUGAUUAUAGAGGUUCACACUUUACUGCUAGUCUUUCUGAUUUGGGAGGAGUGGAUGUGGAUCAACUUAAAUCUUAUUCACUUGCUGACACUGUUGCUGAUCAAAGAGCCUAUAGAAUGGCCGAAAAUGUCAACAUAUCACCAUUGACCACUAUUAAUGGCGUAUAUGGGUCUCAGUCAUCAUCUGUAUGCCCCUCAUCUCCUCCCCAUUUUCAAGAAGACCUUUUUCAUCGUCGGCAACACAUGGAGGAGGAAAUUUUGCAGCUUUCCGCAGAUUCCUUUUCAGUGGCAUCUUCUGACAGUAACACGAGCGGUAGUGAAGUUGAUCACAGUGAAUUUGAGCCACCAGUUCCUGGGGAUGAUAAUUUGUUAAGCAAAAAUUAUGUGAAUGGGAAUGUCAAUGGUCAUGUUCCCCAAAAUCAACCCAAGGACAUGUUUUACAACCCAAGCCAGGGAAUUCCUCAUGCAAUAGAAAAUGGCAUUUCUUUAUUUGGUUCUCUAAGUGAUGAAAAUUCUAAGCAAUGUUCAAUUAAUUUUGCUGCUAGUAGUCACAAUGAUGCAAAUACUUCUUUUGUGAGCGAAGAUGCCGAUUCAUUGACAAGAAAAGUCAAGAAAAAGGUCAAGAAGCGAUUUGUGUCAAUUUUAGAAGAGAAUACAGAUGGCAGUGCGUCCCAAGAACAAGAGCAGAUUAGUCAAGGACCUAUAUCGGGAAAUUUGAAGAAUGAACUGCACACUGAUGAUUCUUCUGAAUUUUCCGUGCAUAAUUCCCGUGCCCAAGAGAAUGAUGAUUUUAUAGUUACAUAUUUCAAUUCGAGUGUUGCUGAUUCUGAAGCUAGUGAGAUCUGUAGUCAUUGCAUGCGUUGUAGCUGUGUCAUUCAGAGGGAGGCGAUUUAUAUAGAAAGAGAGGUUGCAGUACUGCUGAGCAGUCUUAAGAAGCUCUAUGUGCUACUAAUCAAUGUAGCUUCUGAAGGGUCAGGAACUUUGAGUGUGUUGAGUUGCCACAAGGUAGAAGAAGUUUUCGAAGUGCUUGUUGGGAUGGGGCUUCAGCUGUUAAGGGUGAACUUUGAGGGUGGUGAAACAUACCUUUUCGUAACAAGAAACAUUGAGAAAUCACGAGAGCUAUUAUGUAACAUGCUUGAUUCAUGUGUUGGAAAUGGUAGAUGCUCAAUAAAAAGUUUGGAGCAGGUUCAGGUUCAGUUGUUUGACAACCUAGUGUGUGGUGGUUCAAAUGUGAGCAUAUAUCAGUAUUCCAUGGUGCUUGUCAGUUGUAACAAUAGCAACGAAAAAUCAUGGGUCUCGAGAUCGCUCUUUGUGAUUAAAGGUUAUGUGCUUUUAUGCAUUGAAGAUGUUAAGCAGCUGUUCUCAUUGUCAUCAGAUUCUUCCGUGUCUCCCUAUUUCAGAGUUGAAUCUUGUUGCUCCAUUCCUGACAUUACAAAAGUGGUCAUUGAGGUUGGCGAGAGCUGUGUGACUUUGGUUCUGACGUAUCCAGCGGCAGAAUUCCGACCGUCUACCCAAAUGAACCUUGAAGCUGUCAACCAGGGAAACUCUGCUCUAGGACCGCUUAAAUUGAAGCUUAAGUGGUUCUGCAAAGAUAACCUUCUGAAGUUUGUGUCAUUGUUGAAGGCAAUCCAUGCAGAAAAAAUGGUCUGUCCGUUGGUAGUAAGAUGUUCAUCAUAAAUCUAUUUUGCUCUUUGUUAGUUUACAUUCAUUUCAUUCAUUCGAUUUGGGUUUUCAUAUUCCUUUUUGGCUUGAUCGGUGUGAUGAGUUUAUGCUUUCUUUUAUUCUUUGAUUGAUAUCCACGUAGUGGUGGUUCUUUUCCAAUGUAUAGAAUUGUACAGUAGUCUUCCCAGAAAUGAUGUAGUAGUUUCUUUCUAUGUAGAUUGUCUUAAAGAGAAUUUUGUUGAUUCAGUAGAAUAUUACUAGACAUAAUGGGCAAAUGGCCAAUCCCCAUGGUUACAUUUUCC